Lotus japonicus is the source of this 2598-nucleotide messenger RNA. RefSeq lists its product as uncharacterized. The record is from RefSeq and is a predicted model, not a curated record. The transcript has a single exon. Lineage: Eukaryota; Viridiplantae; Streptophyta; Magnoliopsida; Fabales; Fabaceae. The coding region runs from base 1070 to 1702 and encodes 210 amino acids.
ACCCUGCACAUCCUCUUGCACUAACUCCAUGCCAAAAUCUCUUUCUUUUAUUUCCUUAUCUGGCUUUUUUCACGAGCUUUUAAUCUGCUCCAAUAAUUCUUUAUGUUUCCAAAUAUUAGCCUUGUUUUCUGCCCAAGCUUUGGAGUUUUUGUGAACUAGUCUAAAUGUUUGAAAAAAGUGUAAACCGCGAUUAGUUUCAAAACAAAUGCUCCUAUGUCAUCCAAGUUGCAGAAGGCCACACACCCUAUUCACUAGUCACCGCUGCUAGAGGUUAGGGUCGGUCACGGAGCGGGAUGCCAGAGUCACCGGACCAUUGCCCCUGGUUUUAAAUUGCGGUCUGCAACCGCAAUUACGGUCACAGCUGAAAGGGUUUUAGAGUCCCCAUAUCUAUACCGCUACUGCGACACCUAGCAUUGUUCCAUUAUGUUCUCUCUUGCACCAUGUUUUUCAUUGAACAUUAAAAAGAGAGACCACCACUACUGUGGCGCCAUGUGAGCACGAACUUCCUUAAUAGAAUAGUAUUUAUAUGUUUCUAUUAAAAUUUUAUACUGUCCCCUCCAAUUGGUCAUUCUUAAUUUUGUUUAAUUUAUUAAAGUUGUUCCUCCCAGCCAUUUUUUUCCUAGUUUCGUCCCCCUGAGACUAGCGAGAGAGAUGAAGCAAAAGCAUUGCAAGAACGGAAUGAGUUGUCAUUUUUGCAAGAGCAAGAAUUCAUGCACCGCUUUGAACUUUGAAUUUGUUUGCAAGGUUUAGCCUGCUUGCAACAGUUCUAUUCUAGAUGACUUUUUGCAAGACUCUAAUGGCUUAGACGAUGGGAAAAUCAAUAUCAACCAUCUACUACGCAAUUUCAUAUUUAAAAAUAAAAAUUAUCACUUCUUAAAUUUUAAUUAUUAAUCAAAACUUGAGAAAAAAAUUAAAAAUAAUAAUGAUAGUACCACCACUUGCGUUUCUGUUUCAGAAGGAAACAAGUUAUGACCAAAACUAACGGAAAUCCAAACGUAAGCUUCUACGCAACACACACAGCUGCUAUUGCUUGCAAUUGCAAUCCAUUCUAUUAAUCAUUACAAAUGAAAUGCUCUGUUUGUUCUCAGCAAAAACAAUUCAAACCGCAACCACCCACUUUGCUUCGCCGGAAAUGUCUGACGUGUCACGCCGGAGAGUAACAACCACCAGCAUUCACAUAAUGGCCUUAGACGGCAUCGUCAACGUCAACUCCCUCUUCACCUUAGCCCUCUUCCUCGGCAUCACCUCCACCAACACCGCCAGCUCCCUCGUCGCUGGUGAAAACUCUGCCUGCGCUGCCGGACCUUCCGUCGCCGAAGGCCUCAUCACCUACCACUUCUACUCCUUCAGCUCCUUCCUCUUCUCCAGCCUCAUCGCCUUCGCCCUCAAAAACGUCAUCACUUCCAGCAAGUCCACCGCAGGCGACGACGAAGCCGCCGCCGACACACGCCUGCACGGUGCCGACCUGGUGGUGAAAGUUAACACGGUGGUUCUGAGGCUGGGGACUCUGAUUUCGGGUUUUGGGUCGGUUUUGGGAUGUGGGUUCUUGGUCAUGGCUCUGGUGAAUUUGGUGCAGAUCAAGCUGGGAACUUUGGCUUGUGGGAAUUUUUACACUUUUGCUGCAAUUGCUCCUUUGCUUGUUCUUGUUCCCACUGCGCUUCUUAUCUAUGUCAUUCUAGUACUCUAUGCCUUUACUCGUUAAUGGGGAGGCUAUUGCAUAGUUAAUUCAAAAAUUGAUAAUUCAAUUGUGUAUACUGUAUCAUGAUUUAUAGAGAAUGAUUUGUCAUUUAUCGAUGUCUGGAAAAUAUGAUGAUACUAUUUUGAUGAAUGUGAUGAUCAUUGAAGCCUGAAGCUACUAUUACUAGAAGUUUCUUGUUUUGCCGUGUUUGGUAAGGAGGUACAAUUACAAUGGUGGUAUCUGCAGCAAGCUAGCUAGCUGCUAGAAGAAUAAAUAUUCAUUUAAUCUCUAAUCAAAAUUGAUGUUUCAUGUCCUGCAUGUGAUUAGGCCUCUUACUUGAGGAAGUCACCAACUUAUAUUUUCACUUCACGAAACCAACAACUGUUGCUUACAUGCCAAGUUUCCAACCUUUUCUUAGAGAGAAAUUUCAAGCAUACAACUCCAAGGUCUUGCACCGACGUGGAGAGAGAUUUGAGAAAGAAUCUAUGAUGGGGUGGAGAAUCAGAAUAAGAAGCGGCCGACGAGAAGAUUGGUGCUCGGAGUUCUUGCCCACAACACCCUAGCGGUGGCGGGUUUGGCUACCAUGGUGCCCUGUCUGAUGUUGAUGGAGGCACGAUGGUGGGGAGUUACCGUGGGUGUUGGUUUUGGUAGCUUCUAGGUGUUGCGGUCAUGACGCUGAUAAAGGGUGCUGCUCCAUUGGGGUUUUAGAAGAAAAAACAGAGAAAGAGAGAAGAGAGAUUUUGUGUUUCAGCUCCACAUUUGAUGGUGGAUUUUGGUUUCGUUCUCAGAAAACAACGAUAUUCUUCAAAUGAAAAAAGGGUUUUGGGAGAACGGGAAACCAUUUUUUUCUUUUUCAAAUUUCUUCAAGACAAUGAUAGAUCUUCUUUGUGUUUGGAAAAAAAAGGUUUUGUUUUUGUGUG